Molecule: messenger RNA, 1392 nt
Organism: Rhododendron vialii
Lineage: Eukaryota; Viridiplantae; Streptophyta; Magnoliopsida; Ericales; Ericaceae
Product: 36.4 kDa proline-rich protein
Exons: 1
Coding region: 123-968 (281 amino acids)
Source: RefSeq, a predicted model, not a curated record
AUGUAAGAUGAAGUUUAGCGAAAUGAUUGAUCCCCACUUUUUUCUAUAUAUAAGAAGAAGGGUGGGUUAUAUGGAUUCAUAGCUAGCUAGGCCUUGGGAGAGGUGCAGCUAGGUUUUCAACCAUGGGGAAGUAUAGUACUUUGCCAACAAGUCUCUUAAUCUUCCUCCUCCUCAAUUUGGGAACCUUGCUCUCCACUCUUGCUUGCCCUACCUGUCCAUACCAAACUCCUCCUAAACUACCACCCAAACACCUAGCUCCUCCUCCCAAAGUCAUCCCUAAACCACCACCUAAAGUAAAGCCACCACCAUCUCCCCAUAAGCCUCCAAAACCACACACCCCACCAUACGUACCCAAACCGCCCACCGUAAAACCACCACCAUACGUACCGAAGCCACCUGUCGUAAAACCACCACCAUACGUACCCAAGCCGCCUGUCGUAAAGCCGCCUUACAUUCCAAAACCUCCCGUAGUAAAACCACCACCAAUCGUGAAACCACCUUUCGUGCCAAAACCUCCCAUAGUAAAACCACCACAACUUCCACCCAUUGUUAAGCCCCCAACGCCGCCAAUAUUCGUCCCAACUCCGCCUCCCCCGGUAGAAACGCCAUGUCCUCCUCCACCGCCACCCCCGGUCGAAACGCCAUGUCCUCCUCCACCGCCACUACCAGUGCCAUCUACACCACCUCCUCCUAAGGGACCAGAUGGGCAAACAUGCCCCAUAGACACCCUGAAACUAGGGGCUUGUGUGGACUUACUUGGGGGCCUGCUUCAUAUUGGAAUUGGAAGCAGUAGUGUUAAGGACACGUGUUGUCCUGUGAUUGAGGGACUGGUGGACUUGGAUGCAGCUAUCUGCCUUUGCACCACCAUUAAAGCCAAGCUCCUCAAUAUUAACAUCAUCAUCCCCAUUGCCCUUCAAGUCCUUAUAGACUGUGGCAAGACCCCUCCCGAAGGUUUCCAGUGUGCUUAGAUCCUGCGUUUUCCUUGAGAGAGAAGGGAAAGGAAAGUUUACGUACGCUCUAGAAUAUUCUUUCCUCGGGUCAGUUCGCUUUCACGACUUGGUCGCCGGGUAUCCUGAAUCAGUAUUGUUAUUAUUAUCCUUUUAGCACAAUUUAUGUUUUCAUAAAGAAGAUCUACUUAUGGUGAAAUUCGAAAUAUCGACCUUCGAAAUAAGGAUUCUGAUCAACUGAGCAACAUCUAGUUGAUUAGUUCGCGUCUUUGUGUGUUCUUCAUCUCGUACGAAAUGUAAUCCAUUUUAUGUUUUGAGUUGUUUUGUUUCGUCAAAACCAGACCUAUUGAACAGAUCGAGCUACGAAGUGAUGUACUUGCGUUUAUGUGUUUAAGUUAUGUUUGGAUCUGGAAUGAUCAGUGCCGACUUUGAUGUUUGCAGUGCC